UGAUUGCCUCCUAGCAACAUGACCUCCGUCAUAAACGUUUCGUUUCCCCUCUUUUAAUAAGUGAAAAUUUCAAGUUAGUAGUCUUUCGAGUAUAAUAUAAACAUUUUAUGGUAUUCAAACUUUUCCACCGAUAAUAUAAGAGAUAUUUAAUGUUAAUAUUCCUCCCGGAAGUCCUGGCAGCGUCGAGUGUUAGCUUAGCAUGUUAGCCGGAAACGGCUAAAGGAGUUUAAGAAAAGUUUUAACUUCGAUGGCGUGAAAACCUCAGAAGGUCUCGACGUUGGAGAAAACGCAGAAGAGAUGGCGGAACCGACCCAGAGCGAGGAGACGGACGUGAAGUGUGAAGACGUCCAGCAGCUGAUGGAGACUAAAGACGAGGAGAACUGGAGUCAGGAUCAGGAGGACCAAAAACCUCCACAGAUUAAAGAGGAGCAGGAGGAAAAUGAGAUCACUCAGUCGACAUUCAGUCCUGUUCCUGUGAAGAGUGAAGAGGAUGAUGAGAAACCUCAGCUCUCAGAGUUUCAUCACAACCAAAAUGAGAAAAACAGAGACUCUGUGAAACCAGAACCAGAUGAAUGUUUGAAAUCAGAUGGCAAAGACAGAGAUUCUUCAGAGACGGACGUAAGUGAUGGCAACUGGGAAGAGAGCUGUGAAGUUCAGUCAGGUUUGGGGUCUGGGUCAAAUAAAACGCUUGGUGCUUCUGGAAAGACUAAAGAUGAUGGAGAUCACAGCCAAACAGUAAAGAACAAAAACUCUGUGGAACCAAAUGAAUGUUCAAAAUCAGAUGAUGAAGAUGAGACUUCUGAUUCUUCUUCAGAGUCUUUGGAGACGAAUGUCAGUGAUGGAAAUUGGGAGGAGAGCAGUGAAGCUCAGUCAGGUUUAAACUCCAUGACCAAUAGGGAGUCCUGUGGACGUUUCAGCUGCUCUGAAUGUAGUAAAACCUUCACUCGCAGACAGUAUUUAUCAGAACACCAGAGAAUCCACACAGGAGUGAAACCCUUCAGCUGCUCCGUCUGCAGCAGAGCUUUCAGAUGGAAAAAUGGAUUAGUGCGACACAUGAAAUCCCACAGUGGAGAAAAACCUUUUAGCUGCUCAGACUGUGACAAAACUUUUUCUUCGAAUAAGAAUUUAAUGGAACACACAAAGGUUCACUCAGGGGAAAAACCUUACACCUGCUCUGUCUGUAAUGCAUCUUUUAAAAGAGCACACACCUUAAAGGAACACAAAACAACCCACACUGGAGAGAAACCUUACAAAUGUUCGAUCUGCAACCAAAGCUUCAGGUACCGGUCCUAUCUAAUCGUUCACGUAAGAAAUCACAAAGAAGAAAAAUCGUUCAGCUGUCCCACCUGUAAAGCAACAUUCAAACGGAAACUCACUUUAGAGGAGCACAUCAGAACCCACACUGGAGAGAAACCUUACAGCUGUUCACUGUGCAGUAACAGCUAUGUCCGCUAUAUAAGCCUGUCUCGCCACAUGAGGUGUCACACAGGAGAGAAACCAUACAGCUGCUCCACCUGUCAGGCCACAUUCAGGUGGAGACAAGCAUUCGUGGCCCACACAAAGAUCCAUCCAGUGAAAUAACCUUUUACUUGCUCAGGGUGUUUUUGUCCAAUCCCCAAAACACAAUCAGGGCUCUUUAAUCUUUUAGUUGAAAUACUGUAUUUUUAUUGUUGGGAGUAUUUAAUGUUCAUGUGUGCUGUGCUGAAAAGCCAGUGUCAACUUACCUUUUAAACCAUGUUGAUGUUGAUACUGUUGAAACCCAGGGUUGACCUCUUUUGGUUGUGUGAUUUAUUGAUCAUGAAUCUGUUUUAUUUUACUUUUUUCUUCUACCAAAGUUGACAUUGCUGCUGUUCAGAGUUGAUUAUUUUAACUCCCCGGUUGAUUUUAAUCAAAGCUAGAAGCUCAUAGAAGAGUUUAAGUUAUGGUUUUACUUAAUGUUCCUAACCAUUUUGGACUCAGUGGAUCUUUAAGAUUCCGCAAACAUUAUCCACCUCGCCACCAUUUUUUGUCUAACUCAAAACACAGAAAUGUAACAAUUUUACCUUACAUGGCUGCAUAAAAAUGGGCCAACUUGAGUCAAUAAAACUGAAAAUUUUAAACUCAGCAACUGUUACGAUUAUUAGUAUUUUUUGAUAAAAAUUAAUGUUUGCUCACUAUAGGUCAGUUCAAUAGAAACUUGCUAAUGUUAUUUAAAGUAUUAAGUGGCAGAUGAGAGAAUAAUACUAAUACUCAGAGGGAUGGCACUUGUUCAUUUAGCCAAAAACUGAGGAAUAAAAGACUCAAAAAUUGCAGUAACUAGCAUUCAGGUUCCAUGCACGUCAGAGCUGGAACAAACUUGCAGAAAACCACAAAGCAGCCGAAACACAGCGUUGCUUUAAAUCAGUACUAAAGAAAGAGAGAUGGAUUAUUUUAACAAUGGCACUUGAAAAAAUGUUAUGUGUGUUUCUGGUUUUCAAAACUGUUGGCUGUACGAUGUGUUUAUUUUGGUUUUUGUAUUUUUAUGACUUUGGACUGCUGUGCUGCUGCAAUGUUCUCUUCAAAUAAACUUGAUUGGUUAAGUUGUGAA
Molecule: messenger RNA, 2566 nt
Organism: Poeciliopsis prolifica (blackstripe livebearer)
Lineage: Eukaryota; Metazoa; Chordata; Actinopteri; Cyprinodontiformes; Poeciliidae
Product: zinc finger protein OZF-like
Exons: 2
Coding region: 298-1581 (427 amino acids)
Biological process (GO): regulation of transcription by RNA polymerase II
Molecular function (GO): RNA polymerase II cis-regulatory region sequence-specific DNA binding; DNA-binding transcription factor activity
Source: RefSeq, a predicted model, not a curated record